Aplysia californica (California sea hare) is the source of this 3370-nucleotide messenger RNA. RefSeq names its product HORMA domain-containing protein 2. Lineage: Eukaryota; Metazoa; Mollusca; Gastropoda; Aplysiida; Aplysiidae. The record is from RefSeq and is a predicted model, not a curated record. The coding region runs from base 257 to 1996 and encodes 579 amino acids. The transcript has 20 exons.
GCUCAGCCCUACUUGUGUGUGUCGUCUGCUACCUUCAUUCAUGAUUCAAGUCGGUCACUGUGAGUAACUGCAGUCUGCGAGUCAAGGCGGUAACAUCUGGAGUCUGGAUCUAGCCUAGGCCUAUAGAUCUAAAUCUAAUUUCAUCUCUUUUUCGUCGUUUGUUCAAAAAGCGUAGAUCUAGAAUCUAGAUCUAGAUCUAGAUCUCUAGAUUAGAUCUAAGUAGAUAAUCUACCUCGUCAACAGAUCAUCUCGCAGAAUGGCAACACUGCAAGCUCAGAGACCACAAGUGAAAAAUUGGGAAACUAUAUUUCCAAAUGAGCAAGUUACAGAGCAGAGGUCUGCACUUUUUGUAAAAAAACUUCUUGCUGUUGCAAUAUCCAAUAUCACUUACUUGAGAAAUAUAUUUCCUGAACAUGCGUUCGGUGACAAGUACCUAGAAGACUUGAAUCUGAAGAUACUGAGGAAUGAGAGCAUGUGCCCUGGUGCCUGUCAGGUCAUCAAGUGGGUCAAGGGCUGCUUUGAUGCACUUGACAAGAAAUAUCUAAAGUCUUUAGUCAUUGGGAUUUAUGUGGAUCCGAAUAAUCCAGAGACUGUAAUCGAGUCCUACACCUUCAAGUUUUCAUAUCAAAAUAGUGGAGCAGUGGACAUUUACAGAAAUGACAGGAAAAUCUCUUGUGCUUACUCUGCUGACGAGACAAAGAAGGCUACAAUCAGACUGCUGAGAACACUAAUCGUUCUUACAAAUACACUCACUUCAUUACCUGACAAGGUCAUGAUGACCAUGAAGUUGUUUUACUAUGAUGAAGUAACACCCGCUGAUUAUGAACCUCCUGGUUUCAAACCAUCAUCUGAUGAUGCCUUUGUUUUCCAAGAUGAUGCUACAAACAUAGCGAUUGGAUCUGUUUCAACCGCUUUCCAUACGGUGAAACUGAGGGUAAAAACAGAUGCCAAGCAAUUUGAUAUGCAUGAAGAGCCCAUAAGCAAUUCCCAAGAUGACUCAACAAACAUCUGUGUCACUGAUGCUGGAUUGGACAAGGAGGGAACUGACUCUGUUCAAGAGGUAACCUGUGAACAAGCUGCCAAAAUUUCAAAACCAGUCCACAUUGCAGAAAAGCACUCUAACAAAAAGUCCAUCCAGCAAGCAAGUCCUGAUGUACCAGAGGUAAACCAGGAAGAUUUCAAAGUGAGAUGUCCCUGUGGUUGUAAUGAGGAUGAUGGACUGAUGAUUUUGUGUGCUGAAUGCAAGUUUUGGCAGCAUGGAGUGUGCUUCCUCAUCAUUAGUGAAGAAAAUGCACCAGAGUCUCACAUAUGUGAUAUCUGUGCAAAGCCUGGCAACCCGUUGCUGGAGCCAACAGAUCCUCAAUUAUGUGAAAUGACAUCAAUAACGGUUCAGGGUACUUGUUUAUGGAGAAGAGCUUUGACUGUUUGCACUGAGUUCAAAAAGAUAGUGGCUCCUCAGCUGGCUCGUAGGUUGGGCAUUGAAAAUGCUGUAGCACAAGGCCUCAUCAAUCGACUGGAGAAGGAGGGUUACAUUGCCAAUUCUCACCAAAGAAAAAAACUUGGCAAGAUGGUUAAUCAAGAGGAAAUUAAGUCCAAAGGUAUUCCACAUUACUUUAGAACACCACAAGCAUUGUCCCAGAAACAGACAUCUGUCUCUGAAGACACAGAAAAUUGUAUGGUCACUGAUGAUUACAUAGAAGGAAGUCAGGAGGUACAUAAGACGCGGACUGUCGAUAAGGCUGUCAAUGCUUUAUCUGAAUGUGCAAAGAAAAUGAGCCUGGACAGCACAGAACAGAUUACCCACAGUCCUCCUGCUCAGGCCAAAGCAGCAACUCGGCCCAUGCAGAAUAAAAGACCAUUUACAAGGUCAAGAAAACGUGCUCGCUCCCAAACAAAUGAUAAUGAUUUUGAAAUAGCAUGCAGUGGGGAUUCUCCAACUGCUGGCUCAAAGUCAAAGAAGAAAGCAAGUAAAGUUAGCAGGGACGUUGUCGUCUAGAACUCUGGCUGACGUGAGGCUAUGUUCUCUUUUGUUUCCUUCAGGCAAGACACGAGAAUUUUGUCACAUUGGAAAACUGAUUUAUAUUUCUCUCAGAUAGAAUAAGUUUGUUUUAUUUAGAGCCUUGCAAAGUUUAAUGACAUGUGACAUUGGUAAACAUUUCAUUGCCCUAAACAGUAAUUCACUGAACAGGUUUCCCGUUAAAAACACGGGAUGGGCCGUCAGUUCUGUGAGACGUUUCCCAUGGAAAAUGCGGGAUCGUCAUUACCGCCGUAUAGUAUCUACAUAAAUGCCGCUAAAAGCACAGGAUCCAGCUUAAUCGUAUGUGUAGCCAUGCAUUUUGUUUCACAAAAAAAUAUCUUGAAAAUCAGUUAACAACUUUUUGAUCCGGAGCAUUUUUAGUUAGGUGACUGCUAAGACUACUUGUGUUGUAAAUUGUAGUGAGCGUUUUUUAAUUUUCUUAUUCAUAAUUUUUUUUUUUACAUUGAAUUUUAUACCUUUUUAAAAAAAUCAUGACAAAUAAUCUAGAAGAGACAGACAUUUGUACUUUGGUAUGUUUAUUGUUCCCGUUUUGUUCUUGAUUUUGUCAAAAGGGCAUUUGCUGUUGGUUAAGAUGUUAGUUCUUACAGUACUGGUACCACAGGGUCUUAUAGUGAAAACCCUUGAGUACCGCACCGAUUUAGAAGCCAAGAAAAUAAUUAGGGUACGUUACAAAAAAAAAUAAUUGAAACGAAAGUCACUGACAGAAUUACAUUAAAUUUUCAAGAUAUUUUCAGAAAUAAAUGUACUUUAUAGCAAAAUCUUUUUUGUGACAUAUAGACAUCAUGAUAAAACUCCCAUUCUGUUUGGAGAUGGUAGACACGCCCACCUUAAUUUGUAUCACCUGUAGGCCUAGACCUACCAACAUUACCUGUUCACGGUCCUGCAUAACCACUAGAUCUGACAUACGAAGAAACACGAUGAGCUGGAACUGGAACAUUUAUAAAUCUGUCUAUGUCACUGUCAGGCUCUACAUCAGACAAAUUGUCAAGAUAAGACCAACUGUCGUCACAACAAUCACUAAGCUCUUCGCCUGAAUCAGAGGCAUAGCGAUCUGGGAAUGUUGAAGCCAUGGUAAAACAAAAAAUGUAAAUAAAACCACCAUCACUGCUCAAGAAACGUACUAAAAAAAUUCACAGCGCUACAAUCAACGAUUCAGCUAUCACAUAGAGUGAUUUCCCUUGAUAUUUACUUCCGUGGAGAAGUUCCGUUCGUUGUUUCGAGUCGGUGACUAAAGUUGCCAGCGGUACUGAGCAGAAAUUACGGGCCGGCGACUAAAGUCGUUGAGGGUACUGUAAGUGUUAAAAUAAUAUGGUUUAGAUUUUAUAUAAUUUU